Messenger RNA from Amyelois transitella, 3219 nucleotides. RefSeq names its product cullin-2 (gene Cul2). Gene Ontology annotation, molecular function: ubiquitin protein ligase binding. Gene Ontology annotation, biological process: SCF-dependent proteasomal ubiquitin-dependent protein catabolic process; protein ubiquitination. Gene Ontology annotation, cellular component: Cul2-RING ubiquitin ligase complex; SCF ubiquitin ligase complex. The record is from RefSeq and is a predicted model, not a curated record. The transcript is spliced from 20 exons. NCBI's taxonomy places the organism in Eukaryota, Metazoa, Arthropoda, Insecta, Lepidoptera, Pyralidae. The coding region runs from base 169 to 2484 and encodes 771 amino acids.
AUCAAUAUCAAUCAAAGUCAUCCCGAUCUUGCGUAUCACUGUAAUUUGUUUGAUUAUUAUGUGAAAAUAUCUCAUAAAUUGCUUUAAUUUAAACUUUUAACCAUUUACUCAAGCUCUUGUGCAUAUCCAACAUCAGUUUGUGACCGAUUUACAUGAACUGAAAUUCCGAUGAUGUCACUAAAGCCCCGUAAUGUGGACUUCCAGGAGACUUGGGCCAAUCUCAAGGAGACGGUCGCUGGUGUGGUAGGGCUCCGUGCUGUGGAACGUGCGGUGUGGAACACUCGUUUCUCUGAUGUGUACGCACUGUGCGUUGCCCACCCUGAACCUUUGGCGGACAAGCUUUACGAUGAAACCAGAAAUUUCCUGGAAGAACACGUGUCUGGACUGCUGGAGCGCGUCCGCGGGUCCGCCCCCCUCGAGAAUAACGACCAUAAAGACGGCUUGCUGACGAGAUAUGUGUCAGCUUGGCGGGAAUACAGCCAAGGUGUCGCGUACCUCAACAGCCUUUAUUCAUAUUUAAAUCUACAGCACAUAAAACGACAGAAGGUGUCCGACGCUGAGAUAAUAUACGGAUCGGCGGCUACUGUUAGCUGUACCGAACACGAUUCUAGACAGUUGGAGGUGGGAGAGCUGGGCCUGGUGAUAUGGGAGCGCGUGCUGGUGUCGCCGCUGCGGCGCGCGCUGGCGGCGCGCGUGGUGGCGGCGCUGGCGGAGGCGCGCGCGCAGCCGCCGGACCCCGCGCACGCGGACGUGCUCAGGGCCGCCAUACACAGCACCGUGCAUGUGCAAUCGUUCAGAGUGCGUUCACCGCUCGCAUUAUACCAACAACUCGUACUGGAGCCUUAUUUAGAAGCGGCUGCGGACGCGCACGCGAAACUAGCGGCGGAUCUGUUGAGAGACGGGGACAUAUCCCACUAUAUGAAGCAUAUUCUUGAAGGUCUCGAACGUGAAAUAGCAUUAGGGGCGCGUUUCCUCCACUCGUCCUCCGCGGAGGCGGUCCGCAGCUGUUACGAGAGGGCGGCGGUGGCGGCGCAUCUCCCCGCGCUUCACGCGCACACCGAGAGACUGCUGCGGGACGCUGACGAGCGGCGCGCGGACCUGCGGCGCAUGUACGCGCUGCUGCAGCCGCUGGCGGCGCAGGGCGCGCUGCGGCCGCUCGUGCAGGCGGCGCACGCGCAGGCCGCCGCCGACGGCCGCCGGCUGCUGCUCGCGCCGCACAACAAGGACGACGCGCACAUACAUUUCGUGACUUCGAUGCUGUCUCUACACAGCAAGUAUACGGAAUUGUUUGCUGACGUUUUCGGCGGCGCUCAAGCGUUCGUGGGGGCUUUGGAUAAGGCGUGCAGCGAGGUUGUGAACGGCCGCCCGACCCCGGACGCGCCCGCCAGGGCUCCGGAACUGUUGGCGCGGUACUGCGAUUCGUUGCUGAGGAAGAGGUCGGGGGGCGAGGCGGAGGCGGACGACAAGCUGGCGGGCGCGAUUGUGGUCUUUAAAUACGUGUGCGAUAAAGACGUAUUUCAAAAGUACUACGCGCGCGCUCUGGCCCGGCGGCUUAUACACCAACUUUCCGCUUCUAUGGAACAGGAAGAAGCAAUGAUAAACAGAUUGAAAGCCGCUUGCGGAUACGAGUUCACGAACAAACUGCACCGGAUGUUCACGGACGUGACCGUUUCCGCCGACCUCAACGCGAAGUUCCAACAACACUUGAGGGACAACAAUGAGACGCUACAAGCCGGUUUCUUUAUACAGGUGCUGCAGGCGGGCGCGUGGCCGCUGGGCGGCGCGAUGGCGCCCCUAGCGCCGCCCGCGCAGCUGGAGCGGCCCGCGCGCCUGUUCGAGGCCUUCUACCGCGACUCGUUCAGCGGCCGCCGGCUGGCCUGGCUGCACCAUCUGUGCACGGGGGAACUGAGGACUAGAUACACACACAGGGUGUAUCACGUGAGCGCCAGCACGCCGCAGUGCGCGCUGUUGUUGGCCUUCGAGAAGCAGGACACCGCUCACAGCAACGAAUUGAGGGAGGCUUUACAGCUCACCGGUGACGCGUGGCCCCGCCACGUGCGCCCCCUCAUAGAGGCCGGCCUGCUGACCUGCUCCGCGGACCCCAGCGUCCCCGAGGACGAGUCCGGCCCCCACGGGCUGCUGACCCUCAACCUGGCGUUCACGUGCAAGAGGACCAAAGUCAGGAUCACGUGCGCCAACGCGCCGCACCAGCAAGGCGGCGCGGGCGGCGGCGGCGCGGAGAGCGCGGAGGCGGCGCACUGCGACGACGACCGCAAGAUGUACCUGCAGGCGGCGCUCGUGCGCAUCAUGAAGCAGAGGAAGGUACUGAGGCACACGGAAUUAAUCCAAGAGGUGGUAUCUCAAGCGAGGGGCUCGUUCGCGCCAUCUGUCGCCAUGAUAAAGAAAUGCAUAGAGGCGCUCAUAGACAAACAAUAUCUAGAGAGGGCGCCGGGAACUCUGGACACGUACUCGUAUCUUGCAUAACAUUGUAUAUUAAAAUUAGUGGCCAUGUUGUUUUUUUUUUUUUAAUGUAAUAAUGAGGUGUGUCGAAGGAAUAGCGGUUGUGAUUUCUGUGGGUGAAAUCUGAUGUAAAUUUAGCGCGAAUUUUCGCGCUUUUACGGAAUUGAGUGGUUGCGAAAAAUUGUUUGCUUAAUGUAUUAAGCCGAACAGCCGAGCGUGUUUCAGUCUUCCGGGACAGUUGGCUCUGUCCAGCCCGCAAGGGAUAAAGACGUGAUUAUAUGUGUGUUUGUUAUUUGCAUAACAUUAAGCCAAACAGCCGAGCGUGGUCUUUCAGUAUUCCGGGACCGUCGGCUCUGUCUGCCCCGCAAGGGAUAUAGACGUGACUAUAUGCAUGUAUGUUAUAUUUACCUACAUAGAUAAAAUCACGGUUUAAGCCCUUACGAGGUAGACAGAGCCAAUAAUCUCGAAAAGACUGGUAGGUCGCGUUCAGCUGUAUGGUUCAAUAAUGGAAUUGGUAACAAUUUUUUUUAUUACAAUUACCGCUAUUUCUAAGAUCUUACCUUUAACAAGACUAAUAUGUAUAAUAGAUUUUUCUUGGAAACGCUGUUCAAUUUCUUUUUUUAAUUAAAUAGUUAGACUCAUCAAUGCCUUGACAAAUAUUAGGUUCAAAUAAACAUCACCGUAUUAUAUAAAAUGAAGUGACGUGCAAUAAAAUACUCGACAAUUUAAUACUAUAAUGACACAAUUUAAAAAAAAAGA